Molecule: messenger RNA, 5065 nt
Organism: Alligator mississippiensis (American alligator)
Lineage: Eukaryota; Metazoa; Chordata; Crocodylia; Alligatoridae
Gene: SCAPER
Product: S-phase cyclin A associated protein in the ER
Exons: 32
Coding region: 1-4410 (1469 amino acids)
Molecular function (GO): zinc ion binding; nucleic acid binding
Source: RefSeq, a predicted model, not a curated record
AUGCGCAGUUCGGGUUUGGCCAGCAGCCGUGCCUGGCGCCGCGCCGGCCGCUGGCGGGCUGCGAUGACAUCACUUCGGCGGGAGGCGCGCGGGCGGGACGGCGCAGCCAGGCGGCGAGCGUAUCAAAAUUCCAUGGGAUCAGCCAAAAAUGCCUUAAGUGAACCUGUUGAUGUUGAGGAGGGUGUUAGUACAAUGGCUUCCUUCCAGCGUUCUAAUAGUCAUGAUAAAGUAAGGAAAAUAGUUGCAGAAGAAGGUCGGACAGCACGGAACCUAAUUGCAUGGAGUGUCCCUUUGGAGAACAAAGAGGAUGAUGGAAAGUCUAAAGGGCACAUAGGUGGAAAAUCCAAAAGAGGAAAUCAAGGAACACACAAAACUGCAAAACAGAGCACUACAGGAGAAUGUAAAGUAACAUCAGCACCAGCUGGAGAUAAAAACUUCGACAAAAGCCCAACAAAAACAAGACAGCCUCGCAAAGUUGAUCUGAGAGCUCGAUACUGGGCAUUUCUUUUUGACAAUCUUAGACGGGCCGUCGAUGAAAUCUAUGUUACUUGUGAAUCAGAUCAGAGCGUUGUAGAGUGCAAGGAAGUCCUAAUGAUGCUAGACAACUAUGUAAGAGAUUUCAAGGCAUUGAUUGACUGGAUACAACUACAGGAAAAACUAGAGAAAGCAGAUGCUCAAAGCCGACCUACUUCUUUGGCUUGGGAAGUUAAGAAGAUGUCUCCAGGACGCCAUGUAAUCCCAAGUCCAUCAACAGACAGAAUCAAUGUAACAUCAAAUGCUCGGAGAAGUUUAAAUUUUGGAAACCCAUCUGUGACAAUUGCUGCUACCCGUUUGGCUCCCUCAGGUGUAAGUUGGGCAGAUAAGGUGAAAGCCAACCAUGGAGCUAAAUCUGUUACUCCAGAACUAGCAAGUACACAGCCUUAUAUGCCAACACCAGGGCAGAAGUCAUCAAGGAGAAAUGACAGGAAGGAUGCAGAAGGAUGGGAAACAGUUCAGCGUGGAAGGCCUAUUCGAUCCCGGUCGACAGCUGUGACAACAAAAACUCCUUUGGCUAUAGAAUCAUUAAGAUCCAAGGAUGAUAGUGACAAAGAGAAUACAUGCUGCAUCCCAUCAGAGAGCAAACCAAAGAGUUUGUUCACAGGAGAUAUUGCAUCCAAAACAGUCGAGUCUCUACAGAAAGAUUCUUCACAUCAGUGUGAGCAUCCUCUUACUGAAAGGUCUCAAUUUGCUGUACGUGUACCGGAGGAUAUUAGGAAUACCAAUGCAUUUUUGCAAGAUAGUUCUUUACAUACACCUCCUGAAACACCUGCAGUUCUCACAGAUGCUGAACAUACUUCAGAAAAUCUACAGAUUGAUGAAGCUUCCUCUCUGAAUCCUGGCAGUACAGAGAAGAUUCAAACAGAGAAAGCUAAGAUUGAAAGUGAAAUGGACCCUUCAGACAUUUCAAAUGUGAGUGCUGCCAGAUUGUCUAUGGCAGAAGUCCUUGCUAAAAAAGAAGAGUUAGCAGACCGCCUAGAAAAGGCCAAUGAAGAAGCCAUAGCUAGUGCUAUUGCAGAAGAAGAGCAGCUCACUAGAGAGAUUGAAGCAGAAGAAAACAAUGACAUUAACAUUGAGACGGACAAUGAUAGUGAUUUUUCUGCUAGCAUGGGCAGCGGAAGUAUAUCUUUCUGUGGCAUGUCUAUGGACUGGAAUGAUGUCCUAGCAGAUUAUGAAGCUCGUGAAUCAUGGCGUCAGAAUAAUUCCUGGGGAGAUAUAGUAGAAGAAGAACCUGCACGUCCUCCAGGCCAUGGAAUACACAUGCAUGAGAAACUUUCUUCACCAUCUCGCAAAAGAACAAUAGCAGAAUCUAAAAAGAAACUUGAAGAGAAACAGAUGAAAGCUCAACAGCUGAGAGAAAAGUUGCGUGAAGAGAAAACACUAAAGCUUCAAAAACUGAUGGAGCGGGAGAAAGAUGUGCGAAAGUGGAAAGAGGAGUUAUUGGACCAAAGACGCAGGAUGAUGGAGGAAAAACUCCUCCAUGCGGAAUUCAAACGUGAAGUGCAGUUGCAAGCAAUUGUGAAAAAAGCACAAGAGGAAGAAGCAAAGGUGAAUGAAAUUGCAUUUAUAAACACUUUAGAAGCCCAGAAUAAGCGUCAUGAUGUGCUGAAUAAACUAAAAGAAUAUGAACAAAGGCUAAAUGAAUUACAAGAAGAGCGCCAACGAAGGCAGGAAGAAAAGCAAGCACGAGAUGAAGCUGUUCAGGAGCGUAAAAGAGCUCUGGAAGCAGAACGCCAAGCACGGGUCGAAGAGCUGCUGAUGAAGAGGAGAGAACAAGAAGCUCGAAUUGAGCAGCAGCGGCAAGAAAAAGAGAAAGCACGGGAAGAUGCAGCACGAGAAAGGGCCAGAGACCGAGAGGAGAGGCUGGCAGCUCUCACUGCAGCUCAACAAGAAGCCAUGGAAGAGCUACAGAAGAAGAUUCAGUUAAAGCAUGAUGAAAGCAUUCGGAGGCACAUGGAACAAAUUGAACAGAGGAAAGAAAAGGCAGCUGAAUUAAGCAGUGGGAGACAUGCUAAUACUGAUUAUGCACCAAAACUUACCCCAUAUGAGCGGAAAAAGCAGUGUUCACUAUGCAGUGUUUUGAUUUCCUCAGAGGUGUAUCUUUUUAGUCAUAUUAAGGGAAAAAAACACCAACAAGCAGUGAGAGAAAAUAGUAGCAUCCAAGGACGUGAACUUUCAGAUGAAGAAGUGGAACACCUGUCAUUGAAGAAGUACAUUGUUGAUAUUGUGGUUGAAAACUCUGUUCCAGCAGAACCUGUAAAAGAUGGAGAGGAAAAGCAAAAAACUAAAAAGAAAGCCAAGAAGCUAAAAGCACGGAUGAACUCUAGGGCUAAGGAAUAUGAAAGUUUAAUGGAAGCAAAGAAUCCCACCUCUGACUCGCCAUACAAAGCGAAGCUGCAGCGAUUAUCAAAAGAUCUUCUAAAGCAGCUUCAAGUACAAGAUAGCAGCUCAUUGGCAAACAACAAGGUUUCUGCUCUAGACAGGACUUUGGGAGAGAUCUCUCGUAUUCUGGAAAAAGAGAACAUGGCAGAUCAGAUCUCAUUUCGGGUCGCAGGAGGACUGACAGCUCUUGAACACAUUCUUCAGAUAGUGAUGUCUUCUACAAAUCUGAAUGCAGUUUCACGGAUUCCUGUUAAGUCACUCUGCAAUACAGUACAUGCUUACAACCUGACCUGCAGUAAUUGUAUAGAAAACUGCACCUAUAUUCUUUUUAGUAACAAGAUAACUUUUUUAAUGGACCUGUUGAUGCAUCAGUUAAUGGUUUAUGUUCCAGAUGAGUUUAAUGCCAUAUUAGGAAGAAGUGCAAAUAAGCAAGUAUUUGAAGGUUUAACAACAGGACUUCUUAGGAUCACUACUGUAGUUUUUGAAUGCCUGAUCUCUACUCUACCAGAUGGGAACAACCAGUCUGCCUUACCAAAAAUAAUACAGGAUGUGAAAAACAAACCUUCACAAGUUGAGGCUUUUAACAGCAGAAUCCAGGACCUGAUCAGUUAUGUGGUGAAUAUAGGAUUGAUAGACAAAUUAUGCUGCUGUUUCCUCUCAGUCCAAGGCCCUAUUGAUGAGAAUCCCAAAAUAGCUACUUUUCUGCAAAAUGCUACAGCAGUUUUACAUGGAAUGUGUCGACUGUGCUUUGCUGUUAAUGGAAGGUCUUGGAACAUAUUUGACAAUACACGUCAGGAUCCCACAGGACUAACUGCAGUUCUUCAGGCUACAGAUCUGGUUGGAGUCUUGCAUAUGCUAUACUGUAUUCUUUUCCAUGGAACAAUUUCAGACUCAAAUACAGCAAGUCCUAAAGAGAGUUAUGCAGAGAACACAAUCCAGGUUGCUAUUCAGAGUUUACACUUCUUCAAUAGCUUUGCAGUUCUUGAUCUGCCAGCCUUUCAGUCUGUUGUAGGUGCCGAGGGACUUUCCCUUGCAUUCCGCCAUAUUAUCAGCUCUUUGCUGUCAUACUGUUCCCAGCACACCUGUGAAGGAUUGCUCCAUGAAGUCAUUGUUUGUGUUGGAUAUUUUACUGUAAACCACACAGAUAAUCAGGUAAUUGUACAAUCUGGUCGUCACCCCACAGUGCUGCAAAAGCUAUGCCAGUUGCCUUUCCAGUAUUUCAGUGAUCCUCGCCUAAUCAAAGUGCUCUUCCCUUCACUAUUAGCUGCUUGUUACAAUAACCUGCAGAACAAGAUCAUUCUGGAGCAGGAGAUGAGUUGUGUUUUACUUGCCACAUUUAUUCAGGACUUUGCACAGAAUUCAAGCCAAAUGGAUAACCAGUCUUCUCAACCACGGGAAAAAUUCUUCAGUUCCCACGACUAUCUUGAGCUGUCUAACAGAUUCCCUCGCCAGGCCUGGGAAGAAGCGCGGCAGUUCUUCUUGAAAAAAUAAGUGUGGUUUUGUUUUCAUUUUCAAAAAAUCUUACAUUUUAAUGUUAAGCAGUUUGUUAAGUACAUUCUUUAAGAAUCUGUUCUGGAAACAUUUUGAUAUUCUAAAUACUUAUGCUGUAGAUAUAUAUAUAAUUUGCACUAUUUAUAUCAUAAGUACAUUACUUUAAAAUGUUGUCUUGUAAUUUUGAAAAAUUUGAGUUUAUUUCAUUUCCAUACUAUGCCCUAAUUUCUGUGAUGUGGUUACUUCUUGCACUGCAAAACUGAUGAAAUUAGGUUCCAGGUAUAGAAAAUUCUAUGUUCUAUAUAUCUUGUAAUAAAAUAACUUAUUCUGUCUUUAGUGUGACUUUGUUACAAAUGUUGGUAUGGUCAAAUUUCCAUAAACAACACAAACUCAUAUAUAGAAAAAUAGGUCUUGUUGAGAUAUCCUUUGAAUUAAUCAAAAUUCUGAAGAGUUUAACCUGAUUUAACUUGGUUUAAAGUUUGUUCCUCUUUUAGAACAAGGUCAUUUGUAAUAAACUUUUUAAACCACGCACAUUUUUAAAGUUUCAGUAAGACUUCCAUAAUUGUUUUAAAAAAAGUGUGUUUCAUCUUGUUACUGUUAAUAUGGUGAGUUUUCAUGAAGCUUAUAUCAAGUAAUAUUAAAAUAUAUAAUUACA